GCAGCGGCUAAGCGCAGCGGCAGCAGCGAUGGGCAACAGGGUUACCCGCGAGGACUUCGAGUGGGUUUACACGGAGCAGCCCCACACGCAGCGCAGGAAAGAGAUCUUAGCUAAGUACCCAGCCAUCAAGUCUCUCAUGGGGCCAGAUCCCCACUUGAAAUGGAUAGUGACAGGGAUGGUGUUCACCCAGCUUCUGGCCUGCUACCUUGUGAGGGACAUUUCCUGGAAGUGGGUCUUCUUCUGGGCCUAUGCUUUCGGGGGCUGCGUCAACCACUCCAUGACCCUGGCCAUCCACGACAUCUCCCACAACGUGGCCUUUGGCAACAAGCAAAUCAAGUGGAACCGGUGGUUUGCCGUCUUUGCCAACUUGCCCAUUGGACUCCCCUACUCUGCCUCCUUCAAGAAGUACCACAUAGACCACCACCGGUACCUUGGCGGAGACUCCUUGGAUGUGGACAUCCCCACGGACUUUGAGGGCUGGUUCUUCUGCACUCCCUUUCGGAAGGUGAUCUGGCUUGUCUUCCAGCCCCUUUUCUAUGCCUUGAGACCUCUCUACGUCAACCCCAAAACAAUUACCGAGAUGGAAAUACUAAACGCUUUGGCUCAGUUCUCUGUCGACUUGAUCAUCUACUACCUGUGGGGUUUGAAGCCUGUCGUUUAUUUAAUAGCAGGGACAUUGCUUUGCAUGGGUUUGCAUCCUUUUUCGGGGCACUUCAUAGCAGAACACUAUAUGUUCCUGAAAGGGUAUGAAACAUAUUCCUACUACGGGCCCCUCAACCGGAUCACCUUUAACGUGGGCUAUCACAUGGAACACCACGAUUUCCCCAGCGUUCCUGGAUCUAAGCUGCCAAUGGUAAAGAAGAUAGCAGCAGAAUAUUAUGACACUCUGCCUCAGCACCAGUCUUGGGUUCGAGUUCUCUGGGACUUCAUUUUUGAUGACUCCAUUGGUCCUUAUUCAAGGGUGAAGAGAAUAUGCAAGCUGGCAUCAGACUCUCGAUAGCUGCGGACUCUGCCCUUCCCCCUUUAUAAGCUUAAUGGACUUUUGCACCCUGCAUACUUCCCCCAUCCAAACAAACAUUAAUGAGUCUGUUCUCUCUUAUGUGGUGCCCGGUUAACCACAUAAGAGCUGAUGUUAUAUUUCUGACACCGAAGUGUUUGUAACUUCGAUAUGAAGAAAUAUUACAUUGAAGCCAGUUGGAAGCACCUGAAAAUGUAUAGUUUAAAAAAAAAAUUAACAGACCUUUUCCUUUUACUUAUCUGCUAGGCUGUUUAACAGCCCGACUCACCCUAGUUUCCUGAUGCUUUGAACUACAUUGCUCAUCAGACAUGGUUAGGCACAGUGGGAUCUGUGAGCUCAACAUCUGUAUUCCAGGGUUCUUUCAAUGGAGAGGUGAGGCACUUUCCUUCUCACAACAAACAGGGAGACAUCUGGGCAGACACACAAGAGUAGUCCUCUUCCGCCAGCCCCCAAAGAUGCUAGAAUAUCAGGAUCAAAAUGUUUCUCUUCAGAGACCUCAUGUUCUCUGCCCGCCCCUCCAGAAAAGACUCGAGAGUUAGGGGAGCAUUUCCAAAGGACAACAGUGGCAGAACCAGGACUCACUAGUGGGUCACAGCCUGACCCAAGGUGAGUUGCAACAGGAGCACUACCACGCAGCAAAUAUAUGGGAAAAGAUUGAAGAUGCCUGCAUUAGGGGAAAUAAUUCUGAAUUACACCCUGCAAACAUGCAUCAUACGAUCAUUUCCCCGGAUAACACAAUAUUCCAGCAGUCCUGGGGACCAUUGUAAUUAUCAAGAGGGGACUGCUCAGUAGAGCAUCAUUCUCUUAAUCUCAGGGCUGUGGGUUUGAGCCCCGUGCUGGGCAAAAGAGUCCUGCAUUGCAGAGGGUUGGACUAGAUCAGGUUUUCUCAAACUUGAGUCUCCAGCUGUUUUUGGACUACAGUUCCCAUAAUCUAUGACCACUGGUCCUGCUAGCUAGCAAUGAUGGGAGUUGUAGUCCACAAACAGUUGGAGACCCAAGUUUGGGAAACUCUAGACAAGGUGAAUCUUGUGGUCCCUUCCAACUCUAUGAUUCUAUGAUCCAGACUGUCCCCAGGGGCUGGUACCCGUCAGUUAAAAGAUGGCAUAUUGAACACAAUAUGCAAGAAAUGUAAACAUUGCCAAUCUCCAUUCUUGGUAACAUGGUUGUAGUGUUAGAGUCCUUUAAGUUCUUGGGCUCUAUGAUCUGUCAAAAAUUGAAUUGGUCAGGUAACAUCAAUAUUAUUAUUAAAAAGGUACACCAGAGAUUGUAGUUCUUGUGACAACUAAGGAAAUUUAAUCUGCCCCAAGAAUCGCUGGUUCAAUUUUAUAGAAGUACUAUUGAAACUGUUCUCUGUAAUUCCAUUACUGUCUGGUACGGUACAGCUUCUAAGCUGGAUAAGAAGAGGCUCCAACGCGCAGUAAGAACUGCAGAGAGGGAAAUUGGUGUUAGUCUGCCUCCAAUAGAGACACUUUAUGCCGCUCAAGUCAGGAAGAGAGCAGAGAGAAUUGCUGCAGACCCUUCGCAUCCUGGUCAUCACCUGUUUGAUUUACUCCCAUCUGGAUGUCGGUACAGGACUCUAUAUACAAAAUAGUUUUCCCCCUUGUGCCAUCAAAUUGUUGAAUCUGUAGUUGUGGGCGGAAGGGAGGCCAGUUGUUGGUACGGGGUCUUUUUCACUGUGUUGUUGCAUUGUGAGGGGAAUACUGUUUGUAUGAGGUACGUUUUUCUUUACAUUGCAAUGUAGUUGAAGCAAAAUUCCAAGUAUGGUUGGCACUUGGCCAAUAAAUUAUUCUAUUCUAUUCUAUUCAUCAAAGUGUAAACAUCUGUACUUCUUACAACACCCCAUUUUUUUCUAGCACCACCAGGGACCAGAAACAAAAGGCUCUGGGGGAGCCAGACUGGUUCCAUGGUAAAACUACCCCUGAUUUUGCUAAGUAGCACAGUGGAGUCCAAGUCUACUGCAGAGGGAGGAAAGAAAAGCCAAGGAAUGCCACAUGGACAAUGAACAGUUUAUUACCAAUAUGAACACAGAUACUGUGAAGCAAUGAUGUACCGCUGUAAUAUUGUGAUAGCUCUGAGACCAGGGACUUGCUGUCUGACAGCUGGGCAUCGUUCGGCCUCUUCAGGUGAUGCCACAAAUAAGGUUUUGUUGGCAAAAAAAAAAAAAAGGUCUUCAUUUACAUUGCAGUCUACCAGUAAAAUUACUCUGAAGUCAUCUAGUAAAAGCGAAUGGUUCACGUGUUUCCUUACCUACUAUAUACUAAAAAAAAAGUCAUACAUUUAAAUAAGCAAAUACAAAAUACAAAAAGGCUGACCGACUCUGAUGUGCAUUGUCAGAUGAAAUUUUAAAAAAUCCAGAAAUUUAAAUUUUAAUAUUUUCUUUUUUAAGAUUUUAAGACUUCUCUCUCUCUUUGUUUUUUUGUUUUUUUUAAUGACGCAAAUCCAAGGCAGCAGCAAGCCUCAAAGUCUGCUGAGUCUGCUAAUAAAAAGGAUUUAAGAACAAAAGACAAGAGCCAGGAGUCCUCUUUCACCAUCUCGCAUGGUCUUGGGAUGCUCGGAAACGAUCCAGUUGCCUUUCACAUCCUAGGUGGCUUCUAGCAUGGUUCCAUGGCCAUUAUGUCGUGCUGAUUCUACUCAACUCUUGCCUGAUGGCUGGAAAAAAGAGAGGAAACAAUUAAAAAAAAGGAAUAACCCAGAGCUUAUGGUCAAGGCACUAUGCUGUCAUAGCUUCACACCUAAGCUAAAGACCGCUGACUAUAUUUUGGGAAGUGGUUAAGAUUACAAAGGUGGUUGCAGCAGCAGCAGCAGCAGCAAGAGAAGGACGGUACAGAUCCUAGCUGUGCACACACACCAUACAUUUGAAGCACCUUGGGAGCUUGGAAGCACCCCAACAGAGCUACAAUUCCCAGCACCCUUAAACUACAGUUCCAGCUAUUCUUGUUUUGGGUGUGUGUGAUGCUUUCAAUCAGGGGUGGCCAACUCCCAAGAAACUGUGAUCUACUCACAGAGUUAAAAACUUGCGGUGAUCUACCCCCUUUUUGGAGGUUCAGGUCAAAAUUGUUGAGCUUUUUUUAGGAAGGAGAAAGGCCCAUUUUUUAGGGGUUCAGGUCAAAGUUGUAGGGCUCUUUUUUAGGGAGAAGGAAAGCUCUGUUUCUUUGG
Zootoca vivipara (common lizard) is the source of this 4174-nucleotide messenger RNA. It is a transcript of the gene DEGS2, whose product is annotated as delta 4-desaturase, sphingolipid 2. Gene Ontology annotation, cellular component: membrane. The record is from RefSeq and is a predicted model, not a curated record. Gene Ontology annotation, biological process: sphinganine metabolic process; ceramide biosynthetic process. Lineage: Eukaryota; Metazoa; Chordata; Lepidosauria; Squamata; Lacertidae. Gene Ontology annotation, molecular function: sphingolipid delta-4 desaturase activity.